GCAAUAAUUAGCUCAGCUGUGCAAGAGCAAUUGUAACCAUUCUCAAAAGACGAUCAUAAUUCUAAAGAUAUAGAUUGAUGAAAAUACAGAGUUUUGAAGGGACAAUUUCUUAAAUAGACUGAAACAUGUUCGUUUGGUGUUUCUUUCUGGCGCUUGUGCUUAUCCCUGCUGCCGCCGUGGGUGAUUUAGAAGCACUUACUCUAGAAAUAUCAAACCUCGGGCGUAAAAUGGAUUCCUUUCAGGCGUUUGUGUUUCAGGAUAUUUUGAGCAUUAAGGACAAAAUAAACAAAAUGGAUUCGAAAAUAGACGCGAUGAUUGUAAAUGAAAAACUCGAUAAAGAAACAGGUCAAGCACAAUCAGGAAGCCAGACUCAUGAAGCCUCAUCAUUAAAUGAUAAAAUCGAACCCAUGACUUUAAAGAAACAAUCAGAUAGAAUAAGGAGGGGCUUUCGCGAGGAGAAAGAAGCGAUUCGACAUGACUUAGACGAUCUGAAAGGCAUUUCACAGAAUCUUCUUGUUGGGAAAGACCAAAUUACGGAAUACCUCCUAACAUUAGAGACAAACGUCAGCACAUUUCUCGGUAAAACUAUUGGUGAGUUGAAAGAUGGAAUUCUCGACAUAACCAAAACCGUUCAAAGCAAUUUAAACACGUCGAUUGAGCGCAACGCAGUUGAAAUUGAUGAGAAAGUUCAAUCGUUAAAAGAACUUGUUCAACAAACUGAUAAUAUAUGUAAGUCAAGAUCAGACACAAUUACCAAUACGAUAACAAAAGCUCUAUCUGCAUCAGAGAAUACCAUUACCGGCUACCUUAACGACACCAAUCUGAACACUGCCAACCUUGUCGACGCUGUGAAUGAAAAAAUAAAUGUGAUCAAGGAAAACACUGAUGAUAUCAUAGACAAAUCAAAUAUUGCGGUGCGUCUUGCCAAUGGAAGUGAAAUCAGAAACGGUGUGCAAGGACGUUUGGAAGUAUUAAAGUACGGUGUUUGGGGAACAGUUUGUGAUGACGGCUUUAAUGACAAUGCGGCAAAGGUGGCUUGCAAAAUGAUCAGUUCGAAAUUCACCUCCUAUGCAUAUAAAGACCAUGCGUAUUAUGGUCCCGGAACUGGAGCGAUUUGGCUUGAUGACUUGAAUUGUAAUGGAUAUGAAAGUUCUCUAUUUAACUGUCCAGGGGUUAUCAUUGCUAUAAAUAACUGCGGUCACUACGAAGACGUUGGUAUUAAGUGCUGGUACUGAUAGCUUCAGAGAUUCUAUGUGCUUUUAUCCUCCCCGUCUGAGCUUUGAAUUUCAUUGAAAACCUUCCACUGGUAUUAAAGGGUAUCCGAAACGAAUGGUAUUUAUGUAUCUUGUGCUAUUAUAUCUUUACGAAAAUAGACAGUAUCUGCAAAGAGAAAAAAAAGCGUUCUAGUUAUGACUAUAUUACUAAUUGUAUAUAGGCGCAUAAAUAGAUAUACAACAAAUAUGACUAUAUCCAUUAUUUAUUUUCCAGAUGGAAGAAUAAAAACAAAACAGAAACAUACUUAUUAAAAGUAAUGACUAACUAUUUUAAAAAUGCUUUACACUGAAUGUGACAGCGGUCAACAAUUCAACUAAUUCAAAUUAAUGACUUACUCCUUUGCAAAUGCUAAACACUGCAAAUGGCAGCGGUCGACACUUUCCAAUAUACCAAUUAAACCAUAUGAACGAGAGUGUCAGCAUCCAGAAAUACCCACAUGGGAUCAAUUCCAGAAUCGUCUCAAACAAACAAAACGAAAACUCGGGGACCUCUUGGUUAACCUUUCCAAGGUCCUGGACAAAACAAACUUUCACAAAAAUGUAUGUAUAUGUUGGGUAUUAGCCAGGUUUUGAAAGACAUUGUGUUUAUGAAUUAUACAACGUGUAUACUAGUUGAAAUUCCUAUCGUAUGUUAACCUAUUGUAAAUUGUACAAAUAAACAUAUAUUGUGUUCAUAUAUUGAACGUUUUAUUCUCUCUAAAUUACACAUAGUAUGCAUGUAUUUUUGUAUUUUUUGUUUAAUAUUGUUCCAUAUGUUUCAUGUAUUUGAAAUCGUCGUCUGGUGAACUGCUAGGAAAAUAUAUGUAUUGAAAGAAGCAUUUCCAUUAGAUUUAUAAGUAACUGUCACUUUCAUCCCCUAAAAACACACUCAAAGCUGCCUGAAUGCAGAUCUUAUUUAAUUGUCAAAAAUGUUUAACAAUAUUUAAGUUAUUUAGUUUUCUACAUUAUAUUUUGUAAAUUACCCACCUAUUGGACUAGCCACUGCUUGUAUCUACCGCUUCACCAGAUUAAAAUCAAUUACGACUGACUGUUGAUUUACUGCCAUAAAUGUAUUGGAACACUUGAAAAUUACUGCCUUUUUCAUUUGGACAAAAUAUAAUGUUGACGACUUAAUCAUCAUAUAUUUACACCUCAACCUCCCCGAUAAUGACAUCAACCCCGCAAUUCAUUUUUUAAAUAGAACGUAACAUUAUCGUGUUUAUAUGUGAAUAAUAAAAACAGCACAAAUUUACGUUUCUAUAAAAGCUGUAUACUUUCAUUGUCAGGUUUAAACAACCCCAAAAUAUAAUUUUAAAUAAAAGAUAACAUUUUGAAAUAUUUCGAAAAUUUGUGUAGUUGCUGUAGAUGCUUAUUCGGUAGUUAGUUUUUUGUUCUAUUGUUUAUUUUUGUACUGUAUAUGCGUUUAAUGUACUUGAAACACUAUUUUAUGCAUUGUAUAUGCUUUUGUCAAAAUGGGCAUAGCCUUCUGGAUAGUUUGUAAAUAAACAGUGUAAAUAUA
This is a messenger RNA of Mya arenaria, 2772 nucleotides long. RefSeq lists its product as uncharacterized. Gene Ontology annotation, cellular component: membrane. Lineage: Eukaryota; Metazoa; Mollusca; Bivalvia; Myida; Myidae. The record is from RefSeq and is a predicted model, not a curated record. The transcript has 2 exons. Bases 126 to 1235 code for a protein of 369 amino acids.